Cyprinodon variegatus (sheepshead minnow) is the source of this 823-nucleotide messenger RNA. It is a transcript of the gene eslec, whose product is annotated as ladderlectin-like. The transcript has 5 exons. Lineage: Eukaryota; Metazoa; Chordata; Actinopteri; Cyprinodontiformes; Cyprinodontidae. Gene Ontology annotation, molecular function: signaling receptor activity. The record is from RefSeq and is a predicted model, not a curated record. Bases 165 to 809 code for a protein of 214 amino acids.
GGAUAUUGGAGCCUGGAGCUAAUGUAGCAUUUAAGGAGCUGAAAUAAGAGGAAGCAGCAGAAAUCUGGAGAAUAAAAGUAAGAGGAGCAGCUUAGAUUCAUAGAGACUUUGCCUCGUCCAGAAGGAAAUUCCUUUUUCAGACAUAUGCUUUUAUUAUCAUAGCCAUGAAUUUGUUGAGCGUUUGGUUCAUGGUUUGCGGCGUUCUGACGAUGAGCCAAGCUGCACCAAUAAACUCGACAAUCACUGGGAGCAAAGGGGGUCUCUGCGACUACAAGCGCCUUCACUGCAUCGUUUUAGCCGGAGCGUUCUGCCCACGGUGCGACGCUGACGGGAACUUCCUCCCUCAGCAGUGCUCUGGCUCCACCGGAUACUGCUGGUGUGUCAAUGUGCUCACCGGAGAGGAGAUCCCAAACACAAAGACCCCGCCUGGGGUCAGGCCUGUUAGCUGUGCUCAGUACAUCUACUGCCCGUAUGGCUGGAGCAGCUUCGGCUAUCGGUGUUUUCUCUUCAUCGACACCCCAAAGACAUGGACCGAGGCUGAGUUUUACUGUCAGUUUGAAGGAGCCAACCUGGCGUCAGUUCACAGUGACGAGGAGAAUCACUUCAUCCAAUCUUUGACCAGAGGAAACACACACAGCUUCCCACAAACCUGGAUCGGAGGCAGCGAUGCCAUACAGCUUAAUUUGUGGAUGUGGUCUGAUGGCUCCAAGUUCCACUACGAGAACUGGUUUAACGACAACCACGAAAAGAAGGACGCACGCUGCCUCAAGAUGAACUAUUACUGUAAGGCCUGUCACACACAUUCAUAAGGUUUAAUAUAUGC